This is a messenger RNA of Mesorhabditis belari, 1059 nucleotides long. The record is from the annotation of a GenBank genome assembly. NCBI's taxonomy places the organism in Eukaryota, Metazoa, Nematoda, Chromadorea, Rhabditida, Rhabditidae.
AUGUACACUGAAGUGAAAGAGUUGGUCAACCUCAUUGCUAGGUUGUUGCUCACAAAAGUUCCAAGGACCAAGGUGUGUAUCUUUGCCGAGUAUUACGCAAAUCAACUCAUCCUUCGUUUUUCGGCAAAUUGGGAUGUCCACGAUGCUGUGAUUGGAGACAAGAUUCGCGUCUUAAUUUUGCGUGAUGGAGAUGAGUUGGAUCGAGAUCUUCAAUGUUCGGCUGAUACCAUGCUAGUGCGAAAAGACAUCCUUAUGAAGCAAAUACCUGAUGGUUUCUCGGUGCGAAUUGGCCCUGGCUAUGUUGGCUAUAGUGUCAACGAGUGUUCACCGCUGAUCCACCUCUGGAAUGGACCAAUCAAUGCUGAUGACAAUUACAACCCUUUUCCUGAAUUCGUCUUAAAGUGGCAAAGCUCAAACUCGGGAACCACAACAAACAUGGGAAUUGGAAAAGGAGUUCGCGGAGGGGCAAUUUAUGGCCGAGGAAAUAUGGAUGAUGGUAGCAAGCUUGAUGUCCACGAUUUUGUUCCACUUCGUUUAAUCGUUCGCCCAUUUUUGACUCAUGGGCCUAUCAACCCAUAUUUUCAUGGAUCACUUUAUGAAAAAUCAUUUGAGUACACUGGAAAGGAAGAUGCGAACGUUGAAGUUGGACAUUUCGCCAUGACUCGCUUUGGAAGCCAAAAGAAACGACCCGACUACGAAUUGAUCCAACGAAUUCAACGCCAAGUCAAACCGGAGGCAUCAAUUGAUCACGAAGGCAUGCCACCACCGCCCCAAGCUUUUGCCGACAAACCCUCACCAGCUCCCAUUCAAUAUCUUCCUUUCCACAGCAAGAUAAAGGAUAACGUGGUGCUUUGCAACUCAGGUCAGCAGCAAAAUAUGUUUGGAUCUGCUAGCGACGUGAAAAUUACGCAAGACGAGUCUUCAAAUACCAUGGCUUUCCUGCAGGGUAUCAACAAAAGUGGUGGACUGAAUGGCGCGAUUAAUGGAGCUCAAAUCAUACAAAACACGUAUGGCGCUUGGUGCCCAAAUAUUUCUCCAGUGAAAAAAACUGAGUUCCAG